This is a messenger RNA of Gaeumannomyces tritici R3-111a-1, 1569 nucleotides long. RefSeq lists its product as hypothetical. The transcript is spliced from 2 exons. Gene Ontology annotation, molecular function: FAD binding; oxidoreductase activity. The record is from RefSeq and is a predicted model, not a curated record. The coding region runs from base 1 to 1569 and encodes 522 amino acids. Lineage: Eukaryota; Fungi; Ascomycota; Sordariomycetes; Magnaporthales; Magnaporthaceae.
AUGAAGCUGCUCCCCCCAUCCAACAUCCCGGCCCUCGCCGCCCUGGCGGCCUCCCUCCUCACAGUCCCGACCCUGGCCCAGGACGCCCCGGCCGCCGCGCUGCGGUCCUGCCUGUCCGCCGCGGGCGUGCCCAACGUCGUCGAGGCCGACGGCGCCGCGCCCUGGGCGGCCGAGACGGCGCUCUUCAACUGGCGCUUCCGCCCUUCGCCGGCGUGCGUCGCGCUCCCCGAGACGCGGGGCCAGCUCGCCCUGUCGCUGGCGUGCGCGCGCAAUGCGUCGGUGAAGGUCACGGCGCGCGGCGCGGCCCACUCGUUCGCGGGCUUCGGCUACGGCGCCGCGGGCAACCUGGUCGUGUCCAUGGCGGCCUUCAACGGCACCUCGUUCGACCCGGACGCGGGGCUGCUCACGUUCGGCGGCGGCUCGCGCGUGGGGCCGGUCGCCAAGGAGCUGUGGGACGCCCACGGGCGGCACUUCCCGCACGUGCGCGGGGCGAACGUCGGCCUGGCGGGCUCGUCGUUUGGCGGCGGGUUCGGUACCACGUCGCGCAUCGCCGAGUUGAUGCUGCACGACGGGACGGUGGUGACGGCGGGCCCAGGAUCGGACCUGCUGUUCGCCGUCAAGGGCGCCGCGCCGUCGUACGGGGUGAUUCUGAGCAUGACGACUCGGACGUACGUGCCGGCGUUCGCGACGGCCGUCAACUUUACCAUCUCGCUCGGCGACGUGGGCCUCGACGCGGGCGCGCGGGCGCUGGUGGCGCUGCAGGAGUUCGCGCUGCGCGAUAGCGACGGCAGCGGCGGCCUCGACGCGCUAGCGGCGCGCUGGCGACUCGAGGUGCCGCCCUACACGAUCCAGGGCUUCUGGUACGGCGACCCGGCCGAUUUCGACGCCGUGGUGGGGCGGCCCCUGACCGCGGCGCUGGACCAGGCAGUGGCGAACAUCACCGACGGCUCGACGGCCCCGGUCCCCGCCGUCGCGGCGCUGCGCAGCACGGAGCUGCCCUUCUGGGACGUCGAGGUCGCGGGCGUGGGCGCGGGCAUGAACCUCCCCGGGGGCGGGGCCCUGGGCGGGCGGGCCUUUUACACGCAGGCCCUGGCCACGACGGUCGACCGCCCGUUCACGGUCGGGCUGGCGCGCACGCUGAUGCUCCACACGGGCUUGGCCUUCAACCGCAGCGCCGACCUGAGCCGCUUCGGCUACCUGGACCUGUGGGGCGGGGCGCCGGCGCGCGACGGCGGCCUGACGGACGCGUCGACGGCGUACGCGCACGCGCGGAACCUGUGGCUGGUCCGCUGGGACGGGAACGCGGCCGGGCCGACGGCGGGGAACGACGCGUACCCGGCCGACGGGCCCGCGUACCUCAAGGGCCAGAUGCUGCCGUUCGAGGCGGCGCUGAGGGACGCCGGGGUGCCGCUGCGCGGGUUUGUGAAUUACCCCGACACGGAGCUGGGCAUGGACGAGUGGAGCAGGCGACUUUACGGGGACAACUUUGAGAGGCUGAGGCGGAUCAAGGCCGCGUACGAUCCGGAGGGGAUGUUUUUCAGCCACGCGCAGAGCAUUCCGCUGCCCUGA